Molecule: messenger RNA, 2391 nt
Organism: Cyprinus carpio (common carp)
Lineage: Eukaryota; Metazoa; Chordata; Actinopteri; Cypriniformes; Cyprinidae
Gene: c1ql3a
Product: complement C1q like 3a
Molecular function (GO): protein binding
Source: RefSeq, a predicted model, not a curated record
AUGCUCGGCACCUGCAGGAUGGUUUGCGAUCCUUACGGUACCAAAUCCCCGACCAGCACGGUCUCAGCAGACCCGGCCCGGGACAGCAGCCUUAUGCAGUCUUUACCAACUUUUAUACAAGGUCCGAAAGGUGAACCGGGACGGCCAGGGAAAGUGGGGCCGAGGGGCCCUCCCGGUGAACCCGGACCCCCCGGACCCCCUGGACCACCCGGAGAGAAGGGGGAACCGGGAAGACCUGGAUUACCCGGGCAGCCGGGACCAAACAUGGCAACCGGCGCCAUCAGCGCGGCCACCUACAGCACCGUUCCCAAAAUCGCUUUUUACGCAGGGCUCAAAAAGCAGCACGAAGGCUACGAGCUGCUGAAGUUUGACGACGUUGUCACGAAUCUCGGGAAUCAUUACGACCCAACCACGGGCAAAUUUACCUGCUCCAUACCGGGAAUAUACUUCUUUACGUACCAUGUGCUCAUGAGAGGAGGAGACGGAACCAGCAUGUGGGCUGAUCUGUGCAAGAACAACCAGGUCCGUGCCAGCGCCAUCGCCCAGGACGCAGAUCAAAACUACGACUACGCCAGCAACAGUGCUGUUCUUCAUCUGGAGCCCGGAGACGAAGUCUACAUCAAAUUAGACGGGGGUAAAGCCCACGGGGGAAACAACAACAAGUACAGCACCUUCUCUGGUUUUAUUAUAUAUGCCGAUUAGGACAUACGCACCUACUCCAGACGGUCUAUCUCGUCCCCCUCUGCUAUUCCUCUUCCUUUCUUUCUUUCUUUUUUUUUUUUGGCAUAAUUUUCCUUUGGGCCCAGGGCAAGCAGACAGACCUGCUCAUACACCCCUCAUCAUUAGUCUGUAGAUGUGGGUUUGAAGGCAGAACUCUUUGCCCUGCAAUCCAAAAAUCAAGAGAGAACCAAAAAGAAAAAAAAAAGACCCGGAGAAAGAAGCACUUCAUCACUGAGGAAAGAUGUACCGAGGAAACGAAGCUACUGAGGAGUUUACUGUGUGUCUUUCUAUGUCUGUGGCCAUCAAAGAAGCCUGUGAGAUGUUUUCUAAUAUGUAACCUGACAUAAUCAGCUAUAUGUGCAAUAAUGUAAACUACGAUAUUAGUUAAUCAGAAACCAUCUCGGUCAGUCAGAUGCCUGAAUGAGUUGCUUAUCAUGAUGCAUUAGCCCAAAUUUCAUCAUCUUCCAUUAGAGAUCCAGUGUAACCUGACCAAAAUGUUCCUCUUGCAUAAUAUAUAUCUGCUAAAUCGCUGCAGAUAUUUAUUCCCUGACUGUUUGUGAGUGCUAAUUAUGAAUUAGGGACAUAAAACAAAACAAUAUACCUUGGUGGUAAUGGCAUGCCGUGAAAUUAUAUUCCAGAAUAGCUAAAGCUUUCAGCAUUUUACUUUUAGUCUGCCGUGUCAAAAGCCCUUUUUUUAGAUGUGUAAUGUUAGUUGGCAUCUUUUAUUGCACACAGACGUACUAGACCGAGAAGGAAUAUGUUUCUUGUGAUAUUUAGAGCACUAUGCAGAGUAUGGGUGUUAAUAUGUAAAUGUGUAUCUAUCUUCAGAGAUUUCCAGAAUGUGAUUAAUAAUAUUGCAAAUUAUUUUUAAUGUAAAUAUGGUAAUGGAUUUCUUUUUUGUUUGUUGUUGUUUUAAUAUGAAAGAGCAUCAGGUGAGCGUUAUGUAUCUGUGUCACUCUCAACUCCAGGUUGGGAUGGCAGGGAAAUGUGUGUGAUGAAUUAUUAUCCGAGGAUUAUAUUUCUGUUCCUGUCCUGCUGCUGUAAUUCUCAUUCACAUCUACAGCCCUCCAAACACAUUUUCCAUUAAAUGGAAAUUUGAUCAGAUAUGUGCAUUUUCUUCAUUUUAUGUAUCAGUUUCUAUAUGCAUGUUCAUUAGGGAAAACUGUUCGUAUACAUGCACUCUCAGAAAGGUUGAAAGGUUCUUUGGGGAACCAAAAAUGGUUCUUCUAUGGCAUUUCAUACAUCAUACAAUGUAUGAAGGUUUCAUAGGACUGAGUGAAUGUCUGAACAGCACUGGAGUUUGGGGUGAAUGUCAUCGCCGGACCAGAGCUUAUAAACAGUUCCUGUAUGCUAGUAAAUAUUUUUACCUUCUAUCAAACUCAAAUGGAAGAUGUUUGUUUCUCCAGGUCCAGUGAGUCUGGCUUUAUAUGGUUCUUCUGAGAUUAAAAUUUUGAUGGUGGACGUUGAAGGUCAGAUGGAGGACUCACUCACACACUCCAGAUGGAGGUCUGGCCUCUGCAGCUGUGAAUGAACCAAAAUGAAUCACUCCAGAUGUAUUCAGUCGUUUAAUAAUGUCAAAGAGAUACUGGACGCAUCUCAGUGAUAGAGAUGGAUGUUUGGUGGAGUAUACAUAUACGCUGUCUCAAAGUUGAUAUAAAACAAUUGCAUACA